AGUUUAAGGAGAAAGAGAGGGACACGGAUCCUAGGGUAUAAAUUGAGACGAUGUGCUUGUGCCCGUGCAAUAUGUGGGGGCACUUGGUUGCCUCGUGCGCGCGAAGAAUGGGCAAAGGUGCGAGAGACGAAGUUAUCAUAGCCAAGGAGAAGUGGAUCCAGAGGCUGCACCGCAAAAUCUGCAACGCCUGGGAUGAAUUUGGACCUGACCACGGCCCAGUUAUCCGAGUUCCUGAUACAUUGGAGGACCAGCCGAAGCAAGGCCAUAACGAUGCCUCGUCAAAUGGCAAUCCUGGGUUGCCUCCUCACGUUCCGUACCACAGCGCCUCGAACUCCUCACGAAAUUCUGCUGAGUUUCUGUGGUCUGCUGCUACGCUCGACCAUCGUUCCAUUUCAGUAGAUUCGUCUCGUACCUCCGGUGAUCCGAGCGAAGCGUCAGACCCCAGCAAAAAUGCUUCUUCGAAAUAUUCCUGGCCAAAAAAUCGAAUCGUUCGUCAACCCAAGUGGCUGCAGGACGUGCCCGACAGAAACAUUGUGGAAGCGUUGAAAUCCAGAGGGGUCGAUGGUGGAUUUUCCAUCAGAAGAAGUCAACGUGGUGGAGAUAUUCAGCCUUAUACACUGUGUGUGUAUCAUUUUAAACGGGUGUUCAAACUGGAGAUCAGGGAUGAGAAUGGAUGCUAUAGCAUUUCGCAAAAUCCAGAUAUGCCCAGUUUUGAGUACCUGGAGGACCUUGUGGAACACUACAGGCACAACGACUUGCGACUCAUGCGGCGAACGAAAGAAAAAUUUGCAGGAGACGCCAAUGAAAAUACCAUUUUGAUCAAAUUGGUAGACUGAUCAAUUGCACCGCGUGAUUACUGACUUAUUAUGUUUUGAUUUAUUACAGUUGAAUGUGUAUCACACCCUCCCCCGCCCCUUCCCCACUUCUCAGUUUUUUGGAAAAAGAAAAUUGUAGGAAAACUCUGGUAAUGAUGUUGAAAUGCGUGUUGGCGUAAUUCAAGUCCGUCGAUCUGUGCUGAAUUUUAGCUCCCGGUGGUCGAAACAUUUUUGAAACAUAGGUUUUUGAGAAAAAAUCUUAUUUAUUAUAAUUAUUUGCAGUUUACUGCGAAUCGUCCUUAUGAUGUGAAUUCAACUUGCGCAGUUAAAAAUUUUGAUUUUUCAUCUGAAAAGAAAAGGAUGGAAUUGGUAUUAAUCGAACAAUUUUUUCAUUUUGAAGAUUAAUUUGAAGAGAAUUUAUUCCUUCGCAUCCUCUAUACCGUCCGCUUCUUCAUUUUGCAUUGUCGCAUCUUGACGGUCUGGAUUUUUUUUGUGUCGAAGUGUUUGUGUUUAUGUAUGAAAUACUUCGAGAUUGAUGUGGCUCUAGAAAGAUUUUUUGUGCGACUGACUGAAGUUACUUGUCAUCAUUUUGUGAAAUUAUUCAGAAUUGAAAAAUUGACGGAAGACUUCAAAUAGUGUGUCUCGUAUUAUUUAACUGAAUAAUUUUGCAA
Molecule: messenger RNA, 1486 nt
Organism: Notodromas monacha
Lineage: Eukaryota; Metazoa; Arthropoda; Ostracoda; Podocopida; Cyprididae
Source: the annotation of a GenBank genome assembly